Molecule: messenger RNA, 1352 nt
Organism: Sphaerodactylus townsendi
Lineage: Eukaryota; Metazoa; Chordata; Lepidosauria; Squamata; Sphaerodactylidae
Gene: ESX1
Product: ESX homeobox 1
Exons: 5
Coding region: 108-1070 (320 amino acids)
Biological process (GO): regulation of transcription by RNA polymerase II
Molecular function (GO): RNA polymerase II transcription regulatory region sequence-specific DNA binding; DNA-binding transcription factor activity, RNA polymerase II-specific
Source: RefSeq, a predicted model, not a curated record
CCUUCCCCACCAGACGGCUGCCCUGCCCUCCCACGAAAUGCUACCGGCCGGGGGCCACUGCCUGCUGCCAUAAAACCCGGCGCCAGGCAAAGGGCUGCCCGGCAACCAUGCAGAGCUCCAACCCGGCCGCUCCCGCCCUGCACCUGCUCACGUCCUACUUCAUCGACAGCAUCCUGGGCAGCCGAAGCGCCGCCGCCCAGCACGGCGGAGACCCCGCAGAACCAGGGAAGCCCUCCCCGGGCCGGCUGCUGGCGGAGGAGAAGCUGGCUUUCCCGGCGGACGACGAGGAGGAGGCAGCGGGCGAGGGCGACUGCGACGGCCUGGAGGAACGGCGCGCCUCCGACACAAGCGCCUCCGACACAAGCGCGGCGGUCCCGGCAGCCGCCGUCGAGGCCGCAGGGCCGGGGCAGCUGAAGAGGAAGCAGCGCCGCUACCGCACCACGUUCAGCAACUUCCAGCUGGAGGAGUUGGAGCGCGCCUUCCGCAAGUCCCACUACCCCGACGUCUUCACCAGGGAGGAACUUGCAAUGCGGCUAGACCUCACGGAAGCCAGAGUUCAGGUUUGGUUUCAAAACCGAAGAGCCAAGUGGAGGAAACGAGAGAAAACUGAAAUUUUAGGGGGCAUGCCUGGGAUCUCCUUGGCACAUCCUUUGGGUCUGUUCUUGGAUGUCCCACUGAGUCCAUCUCCUCUCUUGGACCCCGCAUGGCGAUCUGUGCCAGUUUCCACAAUGGCUGUUCCAUCAAUGGCACCAGCUUUCAGUCCAACAACGAUGACUCCAUUUGGCCUCGGCAGCCUCACGUGGACAUCCCUCUUCCGAAACCCAGUUUUAAGCCCUCAACUUGGAAGGUUCCUCAGCGCUCUGAACCCUCUCAUAACAACCUCUUCCGUCCUAAUGAAAGCUCCUGGCCCCCCAGCAGACCCUGUUGCAAUGGCCUUCGCUGACCCAGUAGCAGCUGAAAGGAAAACUUCUAGUAUUGCAGACCUGAGACUUAAAGCAAAAGAACAUUCGGCACAAAUCCCUCAACUGAAUCAUGUAGCCACUUUAACAAGUGCUAGCAAAGAUCUUUAACCAUUUAUCUGGAUGGGGCAGGAAGAGGCCUGCAAUUUUGUCUGAAAAAUACCAUCUCUCGUAAAUGGACAUAACUGCAGAUGAUGCGAAGAAAACAGCCUCCCGAGGAAAACCAGACUGCCAAACAGAGUGUCCUCUUUGGGGGGGAGGGGGCUGAGGUUUUGUACAAACGCACUUCAUCUAUUUCCAUAUUCUGUGUGUGUGUGAUCUAUGCGAAACGUUCUGUAAUUUUAAAAACUGACGUAUGUGAACAGGUAAGUAAAUAUACUAUAGCAAUCAUGA